Anolis carolinensis (green anole) is the source of this 4384-nucleotide messenger RNA. RefSeq names its product discs large MAGUK scaffold protein 4 (gene dlg4). The record is from RefSeq and is a predicted model, not a curated record. Gene Ontology annotation, molecular function: kinase binding. Gene Ontology annotation, biological process: chemical synaptic transmission; AMPA glutamate receptor clustering; postsynaptic neurotransmitter receptor diffusion trapping. Gene Ontology annotation, cellular component: basolateral plasma membrane; neuron projection; neuromuscular junction. Lineage: Eukaryota; Metazoa; Chordata; Lepidosauria; Squamata; Anolidae.
GGAGGGAGGGAGGGCGGCCCAUGGGGCGGAGGGCGGAUGGGCCUGAACGGCGUCUCGCCGCCCUUCCGCAAGCUGGGCUGCUUCUCGCCCGUCCUGUGCCAGUGCAAGGUCACCUGCAGCAACCGCACCCUCUCGCUCGUCUUCGGAUGCAAGAAAUAUCGUUACCAAGAUGAAGACAGCCCCCCGCUGGAGCACAGCCCUGCCCACCUCCCCAACCAGGUAAAGGCCCCCGAGCUGGUCCACGUGGCGGAGAAGAACUUGUCCCAGAUCGAGAGCGUCCACGGCUACGUGUCUCACUCCCACAUCUCCCCCAUGAAGGCCAACUCCCCACCGGUCAUUGUCAACACAGAUACCUUAGAAGCGCCGGCGUAUGUAAAUGGGACGGAAGGAGAGAUGGAAUACGAGGAGAUAACGCUGGAACGGGGCAACUCCGGCUUGGGGUUCAGCAUUGCCGGCGGCACGGACAACCCUCACGUCGGGGAUGAUCCCAGCAUCUUCAUUACCAAAAUCAUCCCCGGCGGAGCGGCGGCGCAAGACGGACGGCUCAGGGUGAACGACAGCAUCCUCUUUGUGAACGACGUGGACGUGCGGGAGGUGACGCACAGCACGGCGGUGGAGGCCUUGAAGGAGGCCGGCUCCAUCGUCCGCCUCUACGUCAUGCGCCGGAAACCCUUGGCGGAGAAGGUCAUGGAGAUCAAGCUCAUCAAAGGCCCCAAAGGCCUGGGCUUCAGCAUCGCAGGCGGUGUGGGCAACCAGCACAUCCCAGGCGACAACAGCAUCUACGUCACCAAAAUCAUCGAAGGCGGUGCUGCCCACAAAGAUGGACGCCUCCAGAUCGGGGAUAAGAUUUUGGCGGGAACCUCGCCGGAUCGUCAUCCACCGCGGCUCAACGGGGCUGGGCUUCAACAUUGUGGGGGGCGAAGACGGCGAGGGGAUUUUCAUCUCCUUCAUUCUGGCCGGGGGUCCGGCCGAUCUCAGCGGAGAGCUAAGGAAAGGGGACCAGAUCCUCUCGGUCAAUGGCGUGGAUCUCAGGAACGCGACGCACGAACAGGCGGCCAUUGCGCUAAAAAACGCUGGGCAGACGGUCACGAUCAUCGCUCAGUACAAGCCGGACGAAUACAGCCGCUUCGAGGCCAAGAUCCAUGACCUUCGGGAGCAGCUGAUGAACAGCAGUUUGGGCUCAGGGACAGCUUCGCUGCGGAGCAACCCCAAGCGGGGGUUUUAUAUACGGGCACUCUUUGACUACGACAAGACAAAAGAUUGUGGCUUCCUGAGCCAAGCGCUGAGCUUCCAUUUUGGCGACGUCCUCCAUGUCAUCGAUGCUUCCGACGAGGAGUGGUGGCAGGCGCGGCGCGUCCAUCCGGACGGAGACAGCGACGAGAUCGGGUUCAUCCCCAGCAAGAGGCGGGUCGAGAGACGGGAAUGGACGCGACUAAAAGCAAAAGAUCGAGUGCCAGGAUCGGGCUCUCAAGGUCGGGAAGAUGCCGUCCUAAGCUACGAAACUGUUGUACAAAUGGAAGUGCACUACGCCCGGCCCAUCAUUAUUUUGGGGCCCACCAAGGAUCGCGUCAAUGACGACCUCCUCUCUGAGUUUCCCGACAAAUUCGGCUCCUGUGUCCCACAUACCACGCGACCAAAACGGGAAUAUGAAGUCGAUGGUCGGGACUACCAUUUUGUGGCCUCGCGGGAGAAGAUGGAGAAGGAUAUCCAAGGCCACAAGUUCAUUGAGGCCGGGCAGUAUAAUAGCCACCUGUACGGGACAAGCGUCCAGUCGGUGCGCGAAGUGGCCGAACAGGGCAAGCACUGCAUUUUGGACGUUUCGGCCAACGCCGUGCGGAGGCUGCAGGCGGCUCAGCUCCAUCCGAUUGCCGUUUUCAUCCGGCCGCGCUCUCUCGAGAAUGUCCUAGAAAUUAACAAGCGGAUAACAGAGGAGCAGGCACGGAAAGCCUUCGACAGAGCUACAAAACUUGAGCAGGAGUUUACAGAGUACUUUUCGGCCAUCGUAGAAGGAGAAAGCUUCGAAGAGAUCUACCACAAGAUCAAGCGGAUCAUCGAAGAGCUCUCCGGCCCCUACAUCUGGAUCCCCGCUCGCGAGAGACUUUAGGAGCUAUGACGAACUGCUUUCUUUCUUUCUUUUUUCGUUCUUUUUUUCCGGGAAGAAGGGAUCGUGAAAAAACCAACCACCGACUCUCUCUCUUUCUCUCUCUGCGACGACGACAGAGGCCUCUCCGGCGAAGGAGGCGGCCCUCUCCGCCUCUUGCCACUGAACUUAGCUCUUUUGGUUCAUAUUUGGGGGGAUCGGGUUGGGGAAUGUCUCGGGAUGGGCUUCUUUCAUCCCUUCCUUUAUUCUUUAAUAUUCUCAUAUAUAUAUAUUUUCCAGUCCUUUUCUUUCGCGUGAUCUGGCCACCCACCCCCCUACCCCUUCAACCUCAAUCCUGGUUCAAAAUGCUCCUUUUAUUAUUAUUAUUUCUUAAAAUAUCCGCAGCAACGGGGGUGCUUUUUUUCUCUUCCCCUCCUAUCCCCAACAGCGCUAGCGCAUGCAUGCUGUCUUUUUGGUGGCAUUUUGGGAGGAAAAAAAAAAAAGAUUUUGGGAGGGUUGCCUCCUUUUUUAUAAUUAUUUUUGAAGUGUGCAGGUCAUUGGAGGAAGGCAGAGUAGAAAGGCAGAAGAAGGCAGCAGGAACGAUUUGUAAGACGGGCGAAAAAUUAAGAAGACAAAAGGAAACAUUAGAAGGCAGAAGGAGAGAUUAGGAAGGUGGAAGGAAAAUUUAGGAAGAUGGAAGGAAACAUUUGGAAGAGUGAAGGAGAGAUUAGAAAGAUGGAAGGAAACAUUUAGGAAGGUGGAAGGAAACAUUAGGAAGACAGAAAGAAAACAAAAUUAGGAAAGUGGAAGGAAGCAUUUAGGACGACAGAAGGAAACAUUUAUGAAGGUGGGAGGAAACAUUUAGGAAGGCAGAAGGAAAACUUAGGAAGGUGGAAGGAAACAUUAGGAAGAGAGAUGACAACUUAGGAAGGUGGAAGGAAACAUUUAGGAAGAUGGAAGGAAACAGGAAGACAGAAGGAAGACAAACUUAGGAAGAUGGAAGGAAACAUUUAGGAAGAUGGAAGGAGACGUUUAGGAAGACAGAAGGAAACCAAAAUUAGGAAAGUGGAAGGAAGCAUUUAGAAAAACAGAAGGAAACAUUAGGAAGAUGGAAGGAAGAUGAACUUAGGAAGGUGGAAGGAAAUGUUUAGGAAAAUGGAAGGAAACAUUUAGGAAGACAAGGAAAGCUUAAGAAGACGGAAGGAAAGCUUAGGAAGGUGGAAGGAAACAUUUAGGAAGACAAUGAAAACGAAAAAGACGUAAGGAAAGCUUAGGAAAAAAGAAGGACUUAGGAAGACGGAAGGAAACAUUUAGGAAGACGGAAGGGAAAUUAGGAAGACAGAAGCAAAGAUCAGAAAGAUAGAGAGAAAAAUUUAAAAGACAAGGAAAUAUUAAGAAGACAGAAGGCAAUAUUAAGAAGACAAGGAAGGAUUAGAAAGACAGAAGGAAAAAUUAAGAAUACAGAAGGAAAGGUUAGGAAGACACAAGUAAUACUUAGGGAGAUAGAAGCAUUUCCAAAGCAACAUUCGGCAAAAAAAAGAAGCCGCUUUUGAUAAGUUUUACCUUUUUCUCUCUUUGUUUUUCCCCACGGAGGAGGCCAAUCUCAGAAAUGAGUUUGGUGACUCCUUUUUAUUGUGUUUUUUUUUUUUGCCAUAAGAGCAAAAGAGGGAAUUCGUCUAGACCUUUGGUUGGAAAGGAAAAGCAGUCCGACAUGAAACCAAUUCCCCGUGCAAAGUUUUAUUCCGUUUCCCAUUUAAAUCCACAUUCACAUUCCUUUUCCGCUGUAUUAUCUUUUUUGGCCGAGGAUAUAUUUUACGACCGAAACAAGCACAGAUCCGGGACUUAUCACGAAGCCAAGAUCAUUCUUGCUUGCGAGUACAGUCUGAUGACUUUGGGAUAUAUAAUAUAUACAUAUAUUAUAUAUUAUUGCUAUUCUUCUUAAUAUUAUUAUUAUUAUUAUUAUUUUUGGGUUGAGCUUUUUUCUCUCUUGAUUUUCCUCUUUCCAUUUUUAUUUUCCCCUUCUUCUCUGCAUUGGAAGUGACAUGCGGCUUCAAGGCUUAACCAAGAAGGUGAGAAAAGGCAAAACUAAACAACAACAACGACAACAAAAAAGGGAACAAUUUUGCUGAUCUAUAUUUUUCAUUCCGGGGGAAGGGGAGGAAAAAAAAUUAGGGAGAGAGAAGAUUUUAAAAAAUAGAGUUUUUCAAUGUCCUGUGACUUAUUUUUUUGGGGUCAUAUCAAGUAUUUUGGUGCGGCUGUGUGUGAUGUAUGAAAACUAAAAACAAAAACAUUACAAAAGGAGAA